AUAGAAAAGAAAUUUAUAAGAAAAAAAAGUCAAAAAGUUAUCUGAAAGGUUGAACGGAGAUCAUCAGUACAUCGGAGAAAGAAAAAUAAGAGGAGAAGAUGGGGAAGGUACCGGUGAAGGUGAGAGCAGUGACGUACGCACUUUCGCCAUUCCAGCAGAAAGUGAUGACGGGGCUAUGGAAGGAUUUCACUCACAAAAUCACCCACAAAGUCACCGACAAUUGGAUCAGCGCCAUCCUUCUGGUCGGCCCUGUUGUCGGCGUCCACUCGUAUGUGAAGAGUUACCAGGAAAGAGAGAAACUGGAGCAUAGGUACUAAGUUACGGUAUCAAAUUAUGCCUAUGUGAAGAGGAAGAAUAAUGUCUGUUGUAGUAAAUGAAGACGAAUAUGUCUUAAACUGUUAAAUUGUGUUUGGAUUAUAUAUGCCAUGGUGGUGUAAUUCUGCUGCAGAUAUUAGCUAAAACUUGUUCUCUUUU
Erigeron canadensis is the source of this 474-nucleotide messenger RNA. Its product is annotated as cytochrome b-c1 complex subunit 8-2, mitochondrial-like. The transcript is spliced from 2 exons. NCBI's taxonomy places the organism in Eukaryota, Viridiplantae, Streptophyta, Magnoliopsida, Asterales, Asteraceae. The record is from RefSeq and is a predicted model, not a curated record. Gene Ontology annotation, biological process: mitochondrial electron transport, ubiquinol to cytochrome c. Bases 99 to 317 code for a protein of 72 amino acids.